This is a messenger RNA of Pleurotus ostreatus (oyster mushroom), 825 nucleotides long. RefSeq lists its product as uncharacterized. NCBI's taxonomy places the organism in Eukaryota, Fungi, Basidiomycota, Agaricomycetes, Agaricales, Pleurotaceae. Gene Ontology annotation, cellular component: cytoplasm. The transcript has 9 exons. Gene Ontology annotation, molecular function: phosphatase activity. The coding region runs from base 1 to 825 and encodes 274 amino acids. The record is from RefSeq and is a predicted model, not a curated record.
AUGGCGUUGGCCAGAUCCUCUUGCUCAAUGGUGACAACGGCUACAUCUCCCGACAGAUGGACUAAACUCUUCCACCAGAUUGCUGAGCUGAACAGCAAAUCUAAGAGUCACGGCGGCUCUGAGGUGGAGUUCAAGUUGUUCUUUCUCGGAAGACACGGAGAAGGGUUUCACAACGUCGCUGAGGCGAAAUACGGUACACCUGCAUGGGACGCGCAUUGGUCUAAACUCGACGGCGACGGAGAGAUUGUAUGGGGGCCCGACGCCGAACUGACCCCCCUAGGCAUUUCUCAAGCCCAAACCGCACACAACGCCUUCGCGACUGAAUUCGCGAGCGGACUCAGGAUCCCCGACGCGACGUAUGUCAGUCCCUUGUCAAGGGCACUGAGGACGUUCGAAAUUACGUUUGAUGGUCUGUCGGGCAGAAGGGGAAGGGCAGAAUCCAGAAAGCGACCAGAACAAUACGGAGUACACACCUGCGACCUCCGGCGUUCAAGAACGUUUAUCUUCUCUACGUUCUCCCACAUAACUGCGUUACCUCCAAAGCUGGACACGCACUCUCCAUUCCCUUUGACGGAGAACGAUGAACUAUGGACACCCGACGAGAGGGAGACCAACGACCACGUCGCUGCUAGAGUCAAGACGGUAUUGGAUGUAGUGUUCGAGAAGGAGAGGGGGGACUUCAUAUCGAUUACGGCGCAUAGCGGGAUGAUCAAUGGGUUUUUGGCGAGUAUUGGAAGACCUUCCUUCUCGCUUGGGACAGGCGGUGUCCUGCCCGUCGUGGUGAAGGGCACACGAGCACAUACAUGUUCGCGAGAUACGCUCUAA